Molecule: messenger RNA, 1827 nt
Organism: Trichomycterus rosablanca
Lineage: Eukaryota; Metazoa; Chordata; Actinopteri; Siluriformes; Trichomycteridae
Gene: ldha
Product: lactate dehydrogenase A4
Exons: 8
Coding region: 74-1075 (333 amino acids)
Biological process (GO): pyruvate metabolic process; lactate metabolic process
Cellular component (GO): cytoplasm
Molecular function (GO): L-lactate dehydrogenase (NAD+) activity
Source: RefSeq, a predicted model, not a curated record
AGUCUGGUACUGCUGCACUACAGCGCUCUCUGCUUCCUCCAUCUACUGUCUGUACACCCACCAGCCUGCAAAAAUGGCAUCUACCAAGGAAAAGCUGAUCUCCCAUGUGAGCACUGAGCAGCCAGUGGGCUGCAGUAACAAGGUGACCGUGGUGGGUGUUGGUAUGGUCGGCAUGGCUGCUGCCAUCAGCAUCCUGCUCAAGGAACUGACUGAUGAACUGGCUUUGGUUGAUGUGAUGGAGGAUAAGCUGAAGGGAGAAGUUAUGGACCUGCAGCACGGCAGUCUCUUCCUCAAGACCCACAAGAUUGUGGCUGACAAAGACUACAGCGUGACUGCCAACUCUAAGGUGGUGGUGGUGACCGCUGGAGCUCGCCAGCAGGAGGGCGAAAGCAGGUUGAACCUGGUGCAAAGAAAUGUCAACAUCUUCAAGUUUAUCAUCCCCAACAUUGUCAAGUACAGCCCCAACUGCAUCAUCCUGGUGGUGUCCAAUCCUGUUGAUAUCCUGACCUAUGUGGCCUGGAAGCUGAGUGGCCUUCCAAGAAACCGUGUCAUUGGUAGCGGCACCAACCUGGACUCUGCUCGCUUCCGCCAUCUGAUGGGCGAGAAACUCAGCCUGCACCCAUCCAGCUGCCACGGCUGGGUGAUUGGAGAGCACGGAGACUCAAGCGUGCCUGUAUGGAGCGGUGUUAAUGUGGCUGGAGUUUCUCUGCAGGGCCUCAACCCAGACAUGGGCACAGAGAAGGACAAGGAUGACUGGAAGAGCGUCCACAAGAUGGUGGUAGACAGUGCGUACGAGGUGAUCAAGCUGAAGGGCUACACUUCCUGGGCUAUUGGCAUGUCUGUAGCUGACCUGUGUGAGAGCAUGCUGAAGAACCUGCACAAGUGCCAUCCAGUGUCCACCCUGGUCAAGGGAAUGCACGGUGUGAAUGAGGACGUUUUCCUGAGUGUACCCUGCAUCCUGGGCAGCAGUGGCCUGACCGACGUGGUGAAGAUGACCCUGAAACCUGAAGAGGAGAAGCAGCUGGUAAAGAGUGCUGAAACACUGUGGGGAGUUCAGAAGGAGCUGACCUUAUGAACCACAGGCCUUUCCAAAAUGUAACUCCCCGUCUACCAACUCCAACGUCUUUGGCCCAGUUUCUGUACCCUGCUCCUCUGGAUCAGAUGUCUGUAAGCAGACCUCGGACCCAUAAUCCUUAACACUCCUCACUCUAGCUGCAAAGAAUCUAAAAAUAUAUGUAUUAUUUAAUGUAACGAGUGUUGUCUUUGUAAUGGUGCUUAUGUUUGUCCUUGCACUCCUGAUAUAUUACUGAAAAGAAGGAAGAGAUCUAUAUUUAUGUGAGCAAAAUGCUCAGCAGGUUUGGUGAACACUGUAGUAUUUAUGUAUAUUCUGAGCUCUGCAGGCAUUCCGUACCAUUUUGUUUCCAGUGCAGGAAACAGUUGUUCAGCAAGACUUGUAUGGAUACUGAAACACCAGCGACCUGGAUUGAGGUGUGCAUUUUUGUACUCAAAAUAAAUUGCAGUUGCACUGAUGCCACACAUUUAAAAAAAAUAAGAGAACCAAAUGGAAUUUUAUUGUGGCUCACUGCAACGUUUCAAGUGUCUGAGACAAGUGUUUACAUUGUCCAGACUACUUGUAACAUAUGCAAUGACUUUCAUCUGCCAAAUUUGUGUUGUAUUUUAACUGCAUAAACUGAACCUGGCUCCUGCAAACGGACACUCGGUGGCAUUUCACGCAAACGCAGAGCUAAAUGUGGAACUGUCUUGUUACAGCUAAAUGACAUCUUACUUGGUCCACUAUCAAAUAAAAGUGUCAAGUAAAGGACUAAA